Messenger RNA from Vairimorpha ceranae, 1059 nucleotides. Its product is annotated as dna polymerase alpha subunit b. The record is from RefSeq and is a predicted model, not a curated record. Bases 1 to 1059 code for a protein of 352 amino acids. The transcript has a single exon. NCBI's taxonomy places the organism in Eukaryota, Fungi, Microsporidia, Nosematidae. Gene Ontology annotation, biological process: DNA replication; DNA replication initiation. Gene Ontology annotation, cellular component: alpha DNA polymerase:primase complex. Gene Ontology annotation, molecular function: DNA binding.
AUGCGCUCAGGUGAAGAUUUUCUUAAUUCAUUGAAAAAGAAAACACCACUAAAAAUAACUUAUGAAAGACCAAAAAAGAAUCAGUACUUUUAUAUAAAAAAAAUGGACAGAUAUUUAUACAUUAAAUCAAGAAUACAAGAAAAUAAAAAAUAUUUCUUAGAGAUUCUUAAUAAAGAAUUUAAGCCAGUCACAUUUCAGUCAGAGAGUUCUUAUUUUACAUAUGGCGUAAUUUUUAUAACUCCUGAAAAAGAUAUAUAUAUUUAUAAUAACGAUAAUGAAAGUAACGACACUCCAAUAAAACUAAAUCUAAAUUAUUGUAAACGAUUUUCACUUUUUCAUGGACAGCUUGUAGUUUUAAAAGGUAAAAAUUUAGGAGAUAAUGAAUUUUUAGUCUCAGAAAUACAUUGCUUACCGAUUUUAGAUCACGGAGAUUCCAAUAAAGACUUGAAGUGUAAGAUUAAAGUAAUACAAAAUAUUAAUGAAAAAAUAGAUUAUGAUGCAGAUGUUGUAAUUUUUAUUGGUUGUAAAGUACCAGAAGAUAUUAUAUCUAGUAAGUCACGCCUUACACAUUUUAUACAUGUGCCUACAAUGGAAGAUUUUGAGUGUGUAGAAGUUUAUCCAAUGAAUUCUAGAACAAUUGACGGGCAAAUACAUAUUUCAUUAAAUAAUCCAUGUCAAUUUAAAUUAGAAGAUAAGCUUUUUUGUGUUAAUACACUUCAAGUCCUAGAUCUUUUAUGUGAUAAAGAAAUUUGUAAAAAUGAAGGUAGUUCAAAAAAUGAUAUUUGUGGAGAUUUACUUUUUUCAAAAGAUAAACUUGAAAGAUUGUGUUACCAUCUUAUUUUUCAAAGGUCCUUUUUGCCAAUGUUAAAUGUAAAAAAUGUUUGUUAUAAUGUGGAAAACUUGAACAUGUUGUGUGCACCUGAUUAUUAUUUCAUUCGAUCACAGAAAUUUGAACCAUUUUUUAGGGAUAUUGGACCAACUAAAAUUUUAAAUAUUGGAGAAAAUUAUAAUUGGGAUAUAACUUUAGACAGCAAAGAAACAAAAAUGAAAUUAAUUUAA